UUGACUAUUAUUACUAUAAUUCUUCUAUAUCUGUGUAAUGAAGGUUUGAUACAUAAAAUUAACUACCAGGUAAUUUUCAGAACUUCUCUAAUUCCAGUACCUGAUUAAACAUCUUAAUCACUCAAUAAAAUGAAAUUGGAUUUCGUGUAGACACUUUUGUCACGCAUUCACACAGUCAUGACUUUAGUGGCCAUCCAAUCUUUAUCAGACGGUCCAGAAAAAGCAUAUUUAAAUUUUAUUAUAUAAUUCCUAAAAUACCGAACUUAAAUCAUGGGUGUCCGAUCUUGAUCUAACAGUCACCAACAUGUGACUGCGUGAUUUGUCAACUGCAAGAAAUUGUGGUCCCACACCUUAAUAAUGUACACAAUUUCAUAAUAUCCAAUGCAACUGUCAAAACUAUUUUUGAAUUCAUGUGUUGACAUGCAAUGAAUGUGAGCUGGUAUGUAGUAGUAGUACUUUUCAGAAAUAAAUACUUUCAUCAACCUUCAACCGUUCCUUCUUAGUCAUACAAGAUAUGAAUAAUAAUGUUAUGCUUCAAGCCUUCAACCAAUUUCAAUUUAGCAAAAGUUUCUGUCAUAUUAAUCCAUUGACAAUGCCUCAACUUAAGCUCCUUAUCACUCUUCUUCACACUGUAACCAUAAUUAUAUGUUGUGUUUCCACUACUGAAUUUGUCUAUAAUACAAACUUCAACUCCACAAACAUCAUCCUAUAUGGAAAUGCCACCAUUCAGACCUCUAUUCUCACUCUCACUAAUGGUAGUUUCUUCUCCAUAGGCCGUGCUUUUUACCCUAAAAAAAUACCUAUCAAACCACCCAACUCUUCCACCAUUCUCCCCUUUGCAACCUCCUUCAUUUUCUCUGUUGCCCCCAUCAAAAACUCUAUUGCAGGACAUGCCUUCUCCUUCCUAUUCACAUCUUCAAGAGAUGUAAAUGGCACAACAUCAGCUGAGUAUAUGGGCCUCUUCAAUCUCACCAAUGAAGGUAAUCCUAACAACCAUGUUCUUGCAGUUGAAUUCGAUAUAGCUAAAAACGUAGAAGAGUUCAACGAUAUAAAUGACAAUCAUGUUGGUGUUGACAUAAACUCACUUACAUCCUUAACUUCACAUGAGGCUGGCUACUGGGGUGGAAAAUAUGACAAUGAAUUUAAGGUGUUGAAGAUAAAAAGCGGAGAAAAUUAUCAAGUAUGGAUCGAGUUUAUGCACUCCCAGCUAAAUGUUACAAUGGCUCUGGCAGGACAAAAGAGGCCCCAUGUUCCUCUCAUCAGUACAAAUGUUGAUCUUUCCGGGGUUCUUAUGGAUGAAACAUAUGUUGGAUUCUGCGCAUCCACAGGGCGAUUAAUAGACAGUAGUAAGAUUCUUGCUUGGAGCUUUAGUAACACAAAUUUUUCAAUUGGUGAUGCUUUAGUGACAGAUAACUUACCUUCAUUUGUCCCUCAUAAGGGAUGGUUUUCUGGAGCAAAAGCUAUAGCUGUAGGAGUCACUACUGUUGUCUGUGUGUUAAUCAUCGGUUUUGGUUGUGUAGUGUUUUUCAUCCGAUAUAUAAGACAAAAGGGAGAGGAAGAAAUUGAAGAGUGGGAACUAGAGUACUGGCCACAUAGAAUUAGUUUCCAAGAGAUUCACGCAGCAACAAGAGGGUUCUCUGAAGAGAAUGUGGUAGCUGUAGGAGGUAAUGGAAAGGUAUAUAAAGGGAUUUUGCAAGGAGUUGAAGUUGCGGUCAAGAGAAUCCCUCAAGAAAGAGAAGACGGAAUGAGAGUGUUUUUGGCAGAGGUUUCAAGCAUAGGAAGAAUGAAACACAGAAAUUUAGUAGGGUUGAGAGGUUGGUGCAAAAAAGAUAAAGGAAACUUGAUUCUAGUGUACGACUUCAUGAAUAAUGGAAGUUUGGACAAAUGGAUAUUUGAGUGUGAAAAAGGAAAGAUGCUAACAUGGGAAGAGAGGAUUCAAGUUUUGAAAAGCGUAGCCGCGGGGAUUCUUUACCUGCAUGAAGGUUGGGAAGUUAAGGUCUUGCAUAGGGAUAUCAAAGCAAACAAUGUUCUACUUGACAAGGACAUGAAUGCUAGAUUGGGGGAUUUUGGUUUGGCUCUUAUGCAUGAGCAUCAUGGACAAGUUGCCAACACAACAAAAGUAUUAGGGACAUUAGGAUACAUUGCUCCGGAAGUGAUUCGAACAGGAAAAGCAUCGACUAUGUCUGAUGUGUUUGGCUUUGGAAUAUUGGUGUUGGAAGUAAUCUGCGGGCGAAGACCUAUUGAAGAACAUAAGCCAGGGCUAAUUGAAUGGGUGGAGUCUCUAAUGGUGCUUGAUCAAUUGGACAAUGCUGUUGAUGAAAGGUUGGAGACGGAAGGAGGAUACUCCAUCGAAGAAGCUGUGAGAUGGCUUCAUUUGGGUUUGUUGUGUACAAGUUCAGACCCUAACGUUAGACCAAUGAUGAGGCAGGUUCUGAAAAUGUUGGGGGGAGAAAUUGACAACAUUGAGUGUGAUGGUGAAAAUAUGGAGACAAGUUUGCUUAGAAGAAUACAAUCAGCUGCAACAUGGUCUAGAACUGAUCCGUGCAGAGGUCAUCCUACCUUUGAAGAAAUUAGAAUGAUCAGUUAUAAUUCAAAGACCUCAAGUGAUAUCAUUUGGGAAGGUAGAUAAUGUUAUUAAGUUUUAUUUAGGGUUAGAGUUUAAACUUUUAAGUUUAUCCAUCAUGUUCUGUAAUGAAUAGAGAAUAUUCAAAGUCUAAGCUUAUUUUGAGUUUAUGUACACUGCACAGCACCACUACCCAAAACAUGGAAGUUGUUGUUUUAUAGAACUUUCAUCAAGACAUGUGUGCUUGUGAAACAUCCAAAAAAGGAUGCAUGCCGUGCUUGUCAAGGUAUUUGGGGAAUGGAUUUUUCUAGAGUUGUGUGAGAGCUAUUUUGAUAGCAACACUUCUUUGCUUUUGGUGGAUGUGAAUGAAACACAACUGUUCAAGCCCUUCACGGAUUAGGAUCGGAACUACACCCCUGCAGUUGAUAUCUGAUAUGUUAACAUUGUUUUCUUUUUCUUCUAUAACUUUAUAACAUGUUAUCAUAUAGUGUCAUUUUUUGAAGGCCAAAGUUCUUGGUGUAGUGUUAUAAAAUUGCAGGCGAUCAUUGGAAAAUGCAACUUUUGAAUGAACGAGUCGAGUCAUGACCAUCGAGGUUGGACACCUGAUUACGAAGAUGCGAUUAUUGCUAAACCAUUUAUAAAACCCAUGAAAAAAAAUUCCAAA
Molecule: messenger RNA, 3227 nt
Organism: Medicago truncatula (barrel medic)
Lineage: Eukaryota; Viridiplantae; Streptophyta; Magnoliopsida; Fabales; Fabaceae
Product: probable L-type lectin-domain containing receptor kinase VII.2
Exons: 1
Coding region: 515-2629 (704 amino acids)
Biological process (GO): protein phosphorylation
Molecular function (GO): ATP binding; protein kinase activity; carbohydrate binding
Source: RefSeq, a predicted model, not a curated record